This is a messenger RNA of Naegleria gruberi, 960 nucleotides long. RefSeq lists its product as uncharacterized. The transcript has 3 exons. Gene Ontology annotation, cellular component: IRE1-TRAF2-ASK1 complex. Bases 1 to 960 code for a protein of 319 amino acids. Gene Ontology annotation, molecular function: protein serine/threonine kinase activity; ATP binding; RNA endonuclease activity. Gene Ontology annotation, biological process: IRE1-mediated unfolded protein response; intrinsic apoptotic signaling pathway in response to endoplasmic reticulum stress; mRNA processing. The record is from RefSeq and is a predicted model, not a curated record. Lineage: Eukaryota; Heterolobosea; Eutetramitea; Acrasida; Naegleriidae.
AUGGAACAAUACCUUCAACAACAUCCUGAUUUGAGCUAUCCAGAAAGACAAAGAAUUCUCAAACAAUUAGUCAUGGCUAUUGACCAUAUUCACCAACUGGGAAUUGUGCAUAGAGAUUUAAAGCCUGCUAACAUUUUACUUGACGAAGAAGGAAAUGUAAAACUCAGCGAUAUGGGCUUAGGUAAAAGAUUGGAGCAAUAUCAAAGCUCAUUCUACGAACUAUCGAGCAUUAUUAACACUCGGCAUGGAAAUAGUGGCAGCAGCAUACCUGCCAACUCAAAUGGUAAUAAUGCCUCUAUUCUCCAAAAUAGAAUGACCAAAGCUGUAGAUGUUUUUGCUCUUGGGUGCAUAAUUUUCUUUGUGCUCACAGGUAAGCAUCCAUAUGGAAGACGAUCUGAAAGAGAAUGGAAUAUUUUGAAUAACAAACCAAGAAAAAAACAUUUCCACAGAAUUGACACAUCUGUAAUGAAACUAAUUUAUGAAGAACUAAUAGUUGCAGAUCCCACUAAACGUAUCAGUGCCUCUCAGUUAUUAAAACAAUGCUUAUUUUGGGAUUAUAGCAUGAAGUUACACUUCCUUAGUGAUGUAAGUGAUCAAUUGGGCAAAGAACCAGAGAAUAUUGUUUAUAAGGAGCUUCAAAAUGCAGCUGAAAAGAUAUUCAACGGUAACAAGACAUGGGAAACCCAAAUUGAUGAUGGUGUCUAUCAACAAAUUAAAUCUGUAAGAAAAUACGAUUACACAAGAGUGUGGGACGUGCUAAGAUGUAUCAGAAAUUUAAAGUCACACUACAGAGAAUAUCAACUUCAAACUACCAAAAUAUUGAAAUGUGGAUGUGACAAGCUGCCAGACGGUAUUUUUGUUUACUUUGAUUUGGAGUUCCCCAACUUAUUCCCUGCUGUAUAUGAGUUGGUUAAGACACACUGGUCUGAUAGACUUCAAUACAAAAAGUAUUUCUAUUAA